Galleria mellonella (greater wax moth) is the source of this 3682-nucleotide messenger RNA. It is a transcript of the gene RpI135, whose product is annotated as DNA-directed RNA polymerase I subunit RPA2. The record is from RefSeq and is a predicted model, not a curated record. Gene Ontology annotation, biological process: DNA-templated transcription. Lineage: Eukaryota; Metazoa; Arthropoda; Insecta; Lepidoptera; Pyralidae. Gene Ontology annotation, cellular component: nucleus; RNA polymerase I complex. The transcript has 20 exons. Gene Ontology annotation, molecular function: DNA binding; DNA-directed RNA polymerase activity; ribonucleoside binding. Bases 121 to 3513 code for a protein of 1130 amino acids.
UUUAAUUUGUAUUACUCGUUUACUUCACGUCAUUUAUUUUCUGUCCGUGUUUAUCACGUGGUAUUUUAUUUGAGGUUGAUUUUAAUUCAUUUUGUGGUUAAAUGUUUAAAAUCAAUAAAAAUGAAUUCCAAAAAAGUGGCGCAGAAACCUUCAUUGUCUUAUACAGCUAGUCCGAACUACAGGAAACCUCCAAAAACUGCUAAUCCGUCUCUGCAAUGUCUUGGGGCGCCACACAUAGACUCGUUCAAUUACAUGGUUGAAGAUGGCCUUAAGGCUGCUAUAGCGGAUUUAAUACCGGCUGAAUUUGAAACGGCUAAUGGAGAAAGAGUAAAAAUAGUCAUAGAAGAUGCUGGCUUCUGUAAACCCAGCGUUCCGCUCAAUGUAAUUGGUGUAAAAUCAGGAACAGUUUUUCCAACAGAAUGCAGGCAAAGAGCAGCAACUUACAAAGGCGAAUUUAAGAUAAGAUUGACAUUGAGUAUUGAUGGAAAGAAUAUGACAUUGGAUAAGUCUUUGGGAAGUCUCCCGAUUAUGGUUAAGUCCAAGUUGUGCCAUUUAGCUGACAUGUCACCUGAGGAGCUGAUUAAACACAAUGAACAUCCAGAUGAGUGGGGAGGCUAUUUUAUUGUAAAGGGUCAUGAGCGUCUCGUUCGAAUGUUGCUAGUGACUAGAAGGAACUAUCCAGUUGCUAUCAAACGAUCUUCAUGGAAGAUGAGAGGGGAUUUGUUUACUGACUAUGGUAUACUGACACGUUGUGUUAAGGCUGACCAGACCAGUACAACAAAUGUAUUGCACUAUUUGCAAAAUGGUACAUGCAAGCUGAUGUUUUCACAUCACAAAAUGAUGUAUUAUGCUCCUUUAGUGUUGAUCAUGAAAUGUUUAGUGGACUCGCCAGAUCACUACAUAUACAGAUUACUGCUAAGUGGAAAGAAAGAUGAUUUGUAUUACGACAAUUGCAUUCGAAAUAUGCUCCGAGAACUUCAUGAAGAGGGUCUCGAUACAUCAAGUCAGUGUCGUUCGUAUAUGGGACGGAUGUUCAGACAAAAACUGUAUGAGCUUCCACCCUGGACUACUGAUGAAGAAGUCACUGACUUUCUUCUGGAUCGCUGUAUUUUGAUAAAUCUGUCUAAUCACGAGGAUAAAUUCUAUAGUCUUGUAUUUAUGGCGCAGAAGCUGUAUGAUGUGGUGCAGAAUAAAUGCAAAGUAGAAGGUGCUGAUUCUGUAAUGGUACAAGAGGUGCUGCUAGGUGGUCACUUAUAUCUUCAAGUGUUGAAAGAGCGACUGCAGACCACCAUCAACGUAAUAAAGAUGCAGUUGAUGAAAAAAGAUAACAACGCCAAGAAACUCAACAUUAAUAUGGCCCAAAUACCUCAGCUGAUCCGCAUGGCCGGCAACCUAGAGACUAAAAUGGAGAUGUUCUUGGCGACUGGCAACGCGCCCUCGAACAAUAUCAGUCUCACGCAGUACAAGGGACUCACCAUCGUCGCCGAGAAUAUUAACAGAAUGCGUUACAUGUCACAUUUCAAGUCGAUUCACCGUGGUGCAUUCUUCAUGUCGAUGCGAACUACGGAGGCGCGACAGUUGCUACCCGAUGCAUGGGGAUUCGUGUGCCCGGUGCACACGCCCGACGGCGCACCCUGCGGCCUGCUUAACCACCUCACUAUGACUGCACAGAUAACGCAGCCUCCUGAUCCAAAGCUACUGGUCUCACUGGUAGAGGUGUUGAGAACAUACGGAAUGGAAUCAAGACACACAAUAGCUCAUAAGCCGCUCGAGUUCGACGUUUACAAAUACCCCGUGUUCCUCGAUGGCCGAAUGAUCGGGCACAUAGCUGAGGACAUCGUCGCCGAAUUAACUACGUACCUCCGCACGCUCAAGGUCAAGGGCGAGGAGUUACCCGUCACGACGGAGAUUGUCUUUAUACCCAAGAAAAAAAUUUGUUCACAAUAUCCGGGCGUUUUCCUUUUCACAACCGAGGCUCGAAUAAUGCGGCCCGUCAUCAAUUUGAUCACAGGACAAAUAGAGCUCAUCGGCACAUUGGAACAGGUGUACUUGGACAUUGCAGUUACGCGGGAGGAAUACAUUAAAGGCAUAACAACUCAUCUGGAACUGUCGAAAUCAGCUUUUAUGAGCAAUUUAGCACAGCUGAUUCCUAUGCCUGACUGUAAUCAAUCACCACGUAAUAUGUACCAGUGUCAGAUGGGUAAGCAAACGAUGGGCACACCAAUCCACACGUGGGACACUAUGGGCCCCGGCAAACUAUAUCGCCUGCAGUCGCCAGCGACGCCACUGUUCCGGCCCGCACACUACGAUGACAUGGGACUGGAUGACUAUCCAGCCGGGACGAAUGCAAUCGUCGCCGUAAUAUCUUACUCUGGAUAUGAUAUGGAGGACGCAAUGAUAAUCAACAAAUCAGCAUACGAACGAGGGUUGGGGGCCGGAUCCAUAUACAAAGCGGAUUUUGUAGAGCUAAAAAACGCUAACUCAUACUUCCAGCGAGACCCUAACAAGCCUGAGCUCAGUCAGUAUAUAGACUCCGAUGGUUUGCCAUCGGUCGGUGCCAGGAUAGAGCCGAAUGAUCCGUUUUACUGUUAUUAUGACGGCGAUAAAAAGGAUUUUGUGGUAUCUCGGUACCACGGUAAAGAAGAUGUGUUCGUGGACAACGUGAGACUCUGCGGGGACUUCAACAUGAAGAAACCACCUACAGCUUGCGUCGUGCUCAGAAUACAGCGUAAUCCAACAGUGGGCGAUAAAUUUGCAUCUCGUGCUGGCCAGAAAGGCAUCUGCUCUCAGCGCUGGGCGGCCGAAGAUAUGCCAUUCACGGAGACCGGGCUGAUACCUGAUAUACUGUUCAACCCUCACGGCUUCCCCUCGCGUAUGACAAUCGCCAUGAUGAUCGAGUGCAUGGCUGGCAAGGCGGCCUGUAUACAUGGACAUGUACACGAUGCGACGCCAUUCCGUUUCGACGAGAAGGACACCGCGAUUAAUUACUUCGGGCGGCUACUGGAGCUGGGCGGGUACAACUAUUACGGCACCGAGCGUAUGUACAGCGGCGUCGACGGCCGUGAAAUAGAGGCAGAUAUCUUCUACGGCGUCAUACACUACCAGAGGCUGCGGCACAUGGUCUCGGACAAAUGGCAGGUGCGGACAACGGGCGUAACGGACGCGCUCACACGCCAACCGGUGAAGGGCCGUUGGCGCGGCGGCGGUGUGCGGCUCGGCGAGAUGGAAAGGGACGCGCUGCUGUCACACGGCGCCACCUUCCUGCUGCAGGACCGCCUACUGCAUUGUUCCGAUGAGACUGAGGCAGUUGUGUGUACAAAAUGUGGCACACUACUGGCUCCAAUUGUGGGCAGGAUGGACGGCAGCAUGAACACUUGCAGGCUGUGCCGUGAGGGCGAUCUGGUCACCGUCAAUAUACCCUACAUUUUUAAAUUUUUCGUAACCCAAUUAGCGGCUGUUAAUAUUAAACUUAAGAUUAAUUGUAAUAACAAUUUGGCAAUAAAAAGUUCUUGAUACUAUAAUAGUAUAUCGAGAUGAAAAGUUAGGCCUAUUUUACAAAUACUAUGUCUAUUGUAUAUAAAUUUGAACUUAUGUACGUGAGACGUCUCGUUUUAACGAAUGCGACUAAUAUAAUUUAUACUUUCUGCAUUCACAAAAAUAAAGUUCCUUUUGUUUUCAUAUA